This is a messenger RNA of Trichoderma breve, 1023 nucleotides long. RefSeq lists its product as uncharacterized. Lineage: Eukaryota; Fungi; Ascomycota; Sordariomycetes; Hypocreales; Hypocreaceae. The coding region runs from base 1 to 1023 and encodes 340 amino acids. Gene Ontology annotation, biological process: nucleoside metabolic process. The transcript has a single exon. Gene Ontology annotation, molecular function: catalytic activity. The record is from RefSeq and is a predicted model, not a curated record.
AUGGAAGCCAUAAGCGGUGCCACUCAGCCGACUUGGUCUCCUGCGGACUAUACUGUCGGCUGGAUUUGCCUCCACCCCGAGGACCGUCUCGCCGCAACCAACUUUCUCGAUAACCGGCACAAACCAAAAUUUGUGUCUCGUCGUGACACUAACGUCUACGAAUUAGGCAAGAUUGGGGGCCAUAAUGUUGUUACGACAUGCUUACCAGAGGGGGGUUUCGACGCAUCGGGCGCAAGCGCCGCAUUCGUUGCAAUAGGCAUGCUUGCCAGCUUUCCCAAUAUUAAAAUCGGUCUGGUGACUGGUAUCGGAGGCGCCGAGCCAAGUUCAAAGAACGAUAUAAAGCUUGGAGAUGUUGUUGUUGGUGCCCCUCUCGAUGUUACAUGUAAUGAGGGCGUUUCCCAGAACGAGCUUAGCGAGGAGAUGCGAGAACAAAACUUCCAGAAGACGAGCUUUGCUGUCCAGUCAUCGACACUUCUUCGGACUGCCGUCGAUGGGCUCAAGGCGCAUUAUGAGACUGAAGGCCAUCAGAUUGAAGAAGCUAUCAGCAGAGUCUUGAAGAAUAGACCAAGGCUAAAGCGGCAGUAUGGGCGACCACAGUCAAUCGGCGAUGAGUUAUGUGAGUCUACAGUCAAUCUCCCUUUACGCACUGAAGAACUCUGCUUCGCUUCCUGCGGAAACGAUGUGUGGAUGGUGGUAUCGCGACCGGAAGAGACUCAAGUUGAGGAUAAACCGGAAAAGACUCAAGUUGAGGAUAAAAUCAGUAUUCAUUAUGGCUCACUUGUUCCGGGGGGCAGGGUAAUGAAGGAUGCCAUCCUCCAAGAUAAGCCAACUGGAGAAAAUGAUGUUCUAUGCUCGGACACGGCAGUAGCUGGGUUAAUGAAAGGCUUUCCCUGCUGUGUUAUUCGCGGCAUUUGCGAUGAUUCAGGUUCUGAUAAGAAAUGGCACGGCUACGCAGCAAUGGCGGCGGCAGCAGUUGCAAAGGACCUCUUGAAUGAGAUUCCUCCAUCAGGGAAGGAAGACUGA